CCGCCGUGUGACAACGCGCCGGCACGACCGUGGCUAAUCUUUCCACUGCCUACUCUGUAUGUGUCUGUAGAAAGGGGGCAAGGGAUAUUUUUUUCCCUUCAGUUUCCCCCUAGGGAAGGGGGGAGCGUUACUUCUAGCUAACAUUUGCUGCUGUGGCUCUACCACACUACUACUACACGGUGCGUUACGUGCUGUUACACUAAUGAAUUGACAUCGCGUCGGCACUGACGGCUGUGUUGGGACGCUCUUCUUCGCACACAGCUCUACACAGGGCACUGUUCUACAUGCGCAGAGCCUUCUUUUUGUGGAGAUAAAAAAAAACCCUACCUGAACUGGGCCGGAGACGGUGUCCGACCGGAUGUGCCGUUCUCGAUCGUGCCGUGAUCGGGUCCAAGCGUGUGAAUCGUGCUUUGUCAAUCCGACGAUGUUCGACGAUGUGAAGAAAAAGAAGUGUAUGCUCAGUGAAUAGAAAAUAGUGCGAAAAGUAGUAGUAGCCGUGAAUUGAAAGGAUCAUCGCGCUGCCGAUCGCCGUGUGGAAAGAAAGGGAAAGAAACGCGUCAGUGUGUUGUGGGGUGUAAUUACGGGUGCGCGCGUGGUGCAGUUUGAAGGGGUGGAGGUGUCGUUAUUUUGGGUAAAUUAUCGGUGAAAGAGAAACGGAGUGAAUUUUCACGUGGAACCAACCCUCUCGAUGGCUCAAGAAGAAGCUCCUUCGAGGCGAUUGUGUGAGAUAGUGUGGAAAUAGUGGUGUGAUUAGCGCAAUUUGCGUGUAAAUGUACGUAAGGGUUAGGAGCAUAAAAGAGGGUUAACAAAGGGCUAACGUUGCCGGAAUGCCGGCUGAUUGGAAGUGAAUACUAAGAAACCCUAAGGGCCCGGCACAAACACGAUACAAUAUGGCGUACGUUGUUUGGCGCGUGCUUUUGAAGCAGUAUUCGAAGGUUCGGCUCGGCGUUCAGAGGAAUCCAUCGGUAGAAGACGAACUUUCCCCAACAACUCGGCGCACCAAAUCGUUCGACGACCAGACGUGGAAAGUGCACGACGAAACGGUGAAUCUGUCGGCUAACAUCUCCGCCAUCUCUACAACCGCACUGGCGAUCCGUUCGCCCCAAGUAGACUACGACCUGGAGUCUUACGGUAGCUCCCGGGAACCCCGGUCAAGAUCUUCCGCACUGGACGAAGUGUUGGUAGUGGCCGGCAGUGAAGAUCCUGCCGGUGAUGGCCCCAGCUCCAGUCUGAAUCGUGGCGAGGUGCGCAAAAGCCGUUCCAAGAUGAAGAACUACCUGAAACGCUGUAAGGACGUGCUGAUUAGUGGUGUGGUUGGACAUGCUGGCGCUGGUAGUGCCGGAAAUUCAUCGAACACAACCGCCACGGAGGAUCAGACACAGGAUGUGGUGGUGUAUCGUGCACAGGGCGACGACUCACAGCCCAACAGUACGUCCUGCUGGUACUUGGACGAUAAUCUAAUGGAGCUUCGGCCGGAAGACAAUCGCGAGCCGUACUCCUCGCUCGCUUCAGCCCGCCUGAAGUCGGAGUCGGAGGAGGUACGAAAGGCUCGGGAGCGAACAACUGCAGAAGCUGCCGAAGUUCCGACUGCAACAGCGCUCACCGCCGUCACAACUACCUCAAGCAGCAGUGUAGCGAAAAUUGGAGAAGGAAUCACACGGGAGAUGCACCGUCAGCCUCAACCGUCCAUCGAAUGCGCUUCCAGUGUGCUCGAAGCUUCAGCGGCGGCUGCAACCGAGAGCGUAGAGAUGCAGAUGCAGUCGGAUGCGCUACCGGACUGUGGGCUGACGGUGGGACCGUUUGCGCCAACCGCCGCCGACCGUUUAUCAUCGGCGCACGGCGGUAGCGGCAGCAUCGAGAGCCUGAUCGACCAUUACCUCGGGCCACUGUAUCCGGACUACGCGGACCACACGCGCCCGAUGCUGAUCCGGCAGGCGCGCGAUCUGCUCGUGUGCACAUUUCACGGCGAUCUGGAGCGGUUCGAGGGCGACUUCCUGCGUCCGGCCACCGAUAUCGUUCGCGAGCUGCGAUGCGCUUAUCAACGCGGCAAGGACCUAAGCUGGUGUGACGGUUGGCCACUGGCCGUCGCGGGAGCCCUGGUGCUCCAUCUGGGGGCUCUUGAUGAAUCGCUGGUCCGGUCGCAGGAUACGUACCUUUGCAUUCGACCCGAGCCGGACACGAGCAAACCCGAGCUCUAUGCAGUUUGGCGUGGCACAAGCCCACCCUCAGCAGCAGCAGCAGGAGCAGCCUCAGCCUCGUCUACCGUUGCGUGUAGCAGCGCAACCACCCAGCCACACCCAUCGAUCGUGUACCGUCGGUUGGAUCCGAUCCGCGAUCCGGUCACCCCUCUAGCUGUGGAGAUGCUGACGGAAGAUCUGCCCGCCCUGCUGCAAAACCUCCUGGUCGGCAUCGAGCGGGCGAUCAGCCGCGUCCCGCUGGAGGACCUUUCCUUUCCCACGCCGGACGGAGGGCUUACGGUGCCCGCUAGCGCCACCACCGCCGCCACUACUGCCCCGUCCGAUCCCGAUGGCGACGAGAACGGGGAGCUGCUGAAUGAAGCGGGCCGCAGCCCGGCAGCCAACAACAGCACGCCCGGCACACCCAAGCUCGGCCUGCUGAAGCGUCGCGAACUGAUCACCAAAAACAACAAGCUGCUAAUCAACAGCAAGUACACGCAGCUGAAGCGACAGCCGCUGGCGGCGACCGUCGUUUCCGGUGCGAACCUGUCAACGGCCGGCAGCCACCAGCACCGGCCGGGGGCGAUCGGCGGCAAUCAAAACGGCCACGGCGGCACCGGUGGAAAAAGUGAAAAUGCGCCACAAAUCGGCAGCAAUCAGUGUAAUGACGGCCUAAGCGUAACCAUCUGUGACACCGGCGGCGUUGAGGGUGGUGGCGGUGGAGGGCUGGCAGGAGAUAAUCAGCAAUCAACAGCUGUGGACGCUGGUGGUUCAGCAGCAGCAGCAGCAGUAACACCAUCGGCAGGGAUGCCACUAUUCUGUCUGGGAGGUUCCUUUCCACACAUCGACAGCGACGAGGAGAGCAGCGACGAGCAGAAGAAGUGUGACCCAGCACCUCAUCUGCCACCACCGCACGAGAUCGUUGCGCCGCGCUCGAUCCGCGAGCUACCGGAGAAACUUUUGACGUCAGGAAUUUCAAUACCAGGAACGCACGAUCGCUCCGGUACGCCAAUCAUCUACAUCGAGGUGGAGAAAACGCUCGCAUCGGGCCUGAACUGUUACGAAAUUGCCACCGUGCUACUGUACUACAACACUCUGCCGAUCCAAAGACCCACCCAUUACGCGCUUCACCUGCUGGUGAACGAAAGUGGGCAGCUUCACUUUCUCGACACGAUCGAGAGCACGCUGCAACUGCUCGACGGCCAUCUGAAGCUGUCCGCCGUCUUUGUCUCGGGCGGGUAUGACGCCGGCGGUGGCGAUCAGCAGCAGCAACAGCAACAGCAGCAGCAGCGCCAUCCACCGAAGGAGUACCUCCGGCCGGGCAGCGUGCGCGUCCGCUAUCUGAACAACGAAACGGUGAAGAACUUUAUCAGCACGGACAAUCUACCGAUCCAGUGCUGCGGGUUCUACGUGCACGAUCAGCGCGAGUGGGUCGACUUCUUCCAGCUGCUCGAGCAGCUCCAGCAGCAGUGCGUCGAGACGGGGCGCCGCCUAGUGGCCGUGCUGGGUGACUUGCGCGGUGUCGAGUCGCAGACGAACCACAAUCAGAACCAGCACCAGCAGCAGCAGCCACAGCAAUCGCACCACCAUAACCACCUCCAGAACGGUACAGCAACCACCCGCCGUCAGCUGCACUCGCAGCACCGGGCGCUCAGCCGGGCGCUGAUGGACUCGGAGCUGCAGAGCCUGCGCCGCAAGGGCCCGAGCACGAUCCAGCGGCUGCAGGACAAGCUGACGGUGAUCAACAAUAGACAAACGCUUAAGCAAACCAAAAAUUUAGUUAGAGCCCUUAGUGUAGAUAGUAGCGUGCGCGGUAGCGCUAACGGAGGAGCCAACGGCACCGAAGGCACCACCAGCGGCGCCGGUGGCGUCGAGCAGGACAUUAUUAAUGGCCGGCUGGCGGAGGUGAUUGCCAUCUACGGGGAGGUGGACCGGGCGGCCCGCAAACUCGAGCAGCUGACCGAACAGCGCCGGGAGCGGCUGCGCGAGAUGACCCGCCAGCGCGCCCUGGACGACGAAAUCAAUGAGGUCAUUUGCUGGAUGCGCAACGAAGGUGAACAGUCGCUGCGCACGUUCAGCGAUCUGGCCGCGCUGGAGUGUCCCGAUGCGGCCAAGGAGAGCGAGACGCAGUUCGAGCAGUUCUACUACACCGCCCGCAAGCACGUCAGCAAGGGCCGCGACCUGUGCGACGCGUCCGGCGAGCUGGAGAUAAUGCGCGACAACCUGAAGCUGCUGAAGGACUGCGUGGACGUGUUCCAGGAGCGGUUGGAGCGGGUGCGCGAACGGAUCGAGGGUGCGGCCCGGCUGCACAGCCUGCUCGGCAUGCAGCAGCUCAAGCUGGACGAUGACAUCCGGACGGAGAUGCUGAAGCUGGCGGAGAAGAUCGACGCGCCGGGUCGGUUGAUCGAGCGCUGCCGGCGUCUGUCGAUGCCGCACGGCGGUGGUGAUCGGAACGACAGCUCCUCCGGCAAGGAGGAGGACAGUUCCGUGAGCAGUGGACAGCACUUCCUCAACCACCAGAAUCAUCCUAACAAUAGUAGCAACCACAACAACAGUACCAGUGAUAAUAUAAGUUUAGAUAUAAGCAUGUCGGAUGAUACGAUCACCGCCACCAGCACGCCGGAGAAGGGCAAGCUCGGGCAGUGCUUACCGCCACCGCCACCAUUACCAGCGCUGGCGACGACGCCUCUGCCAACGCUAACCGAGCAGGGUGACGAUCAAGGACAGGAUGCGAGCCAGGGUGUGACGAUGAGACAUCCGAAGGGACAGCAUCAUCACCAUCACCACCAUCACCACCAUCAUCACCAUCAGCGGCACGACGAGGAGGAUGAGGAGCUGUCGAAGAUGGCCGACUCGGGGCUGGGCGGUUGCGAUCGGUGCGAGGGUAACGCGAAGCUCGAACGGACCUGCUCCUGCCAGAGCUUCGACGAUCCGAAGAACGUUUGCAACAACAGUGACGAUCUGGAUGAGGAUUGCUUUGAGGGCAUCUCAAAGCCACCGCUGGAUCUGCAGAUACCGCUGCAGGCGAAUGCGCAUCUCUACUGCCAUGCGUCCAACCUGCAGCUAGACUACGAGGAGAACAAUCCUUUCGACCAGAAGACGCAAAAAACGCUUCUAUUGAUCAUGCGCGAAAUGAUUGGCACAGAACGCGACUACGUCCGCUCGCUGCAGUACGUGAUCGAGAACUACACGCAGGAGCUGUUGCGCGAGGACAUACCGCAGGCGCUGCGCGGCCAGCGGAACGUCAUCUUCGGCAACAUCGAGCGGAUCAGCGAGUUUCAUCGGCAGCACUUUCUUAGCGAGCUGGAAAGCUGCGAGCACCACCCGCUAAAGGUAGGGACCGCGUUCCUGCGGCACGAGUCCAAGUUCUACCUGUACGCGCUGUACAACAAGAACAAACCGAAGAGCGACUCGCUGAUGAGCGAAAACGGCACGCAGUUCUUCAAGACGAAGCAGAUCGAGCUGAACGACAAGAUGGACCUUGCCUCGUACCUGCUGAAACCGGUCCAGCGGAUGGGCAAGUACGCGCUGCUGCUACAGCAGCUCAUGAAGGCGUGCGCUGAUUUGCAGCACACGAACAGCAAUGCGGAGAUACUGGAAGAUCUGGAGAUGCUGCAGAAGGCGGAAGAGAUGGUACGGUUCCAGCUGCGCCACGGUAACGAUCUGCUCGCGAUGGACAGUCUGCGCGACUGUGACGUGAACGUGAAGGAGCAAGGGCGGUUGUUGCGCCAGAACGAGUUUCUCGUUUGGGAGGGAAAGGCAGGCAAGAAGUCGCUCCGGCAGGUGUUCCUGUUCGAGGAGCUGGUACUGUUCAGCAAGGCGAGACGAUUCCCGGACCGGAAGAAUUUGGACAUCUACAUCUACAAAAACAGCAUAAAAACGUCCGACAUUGGGCUGACGGCACAUGUCGGUGAUUCGCCCUACCGGUUUGAGAUUUGGUUCCGCAAGCGCAAACCGGGCGACACCUGGACGCUGCAGACGAUGAGCGAGGACGUGAAGAAUGCGUGGACGGAGGAAAUUUCCAAGCUGCUGUGGAAGCAGGCCAAACGGAACCGUGAAAUUCGGCUAGCGGAGAUGUCCUCGAUGGGCAUCGGCAGCAAGCCGUGUCUGGAUAUACGCCCGAGUCAGGAUCAAAUUAACGAUCGGUCGAUCAGCAUCUCGCAGCUUGGAAAGGCACCGAAACUGCGCAACUCCUUCAUGGGCACGCUGCCCGAAUCGAAGUCGAGCAAGCGGCCACAGUCGAUCAUUUCCGUGAGCUCGUCGUCGUCGGGCAGUUCGUCGGUCAGUACCGGGACGAGUUCCACGACGAGUGGAUGCGAGGCCACGACAGUGAGCGUUAGCGGUAACAGCAAUAGCUCCUCGGGUACGUCCUCUGCUGCCAGCAAUAGUGGCAGUAGCAGCAGUAGCAGCAGUAGCAGCAGCAGUGGCAGCAGCAGUGCUAGCAGCACCACCACGACCAGCAUCACGACCGCCGGCAAGCGGUUAACGCUCAGCAUCACCGACCCGAAUGCUCCGGCACCUCUGAAGACGAGCUACAAGAAGCACCAGCGUUCAACGACACUCGUGAGCCAAUGUUCUAUGGAGAGUGGCAUAAUAGCUGAUAUUUCGCUCAGCCCGGACGAGGUGCUGGACAAUCCGCACUGGCCACACCACCAUCCCCAUCACCACCACAACAACAACAACAACAACAACAACAACAACAACCAUCACUUACCAAAGCAUAACAACCUGAAGAAGACGCACAGUCUGGCGUCCUCCACACACAGCUCCGGCCCUAUCUCGCUGCCCAUCACGCUGCUACCGUCCGAGGACAUGCCGAAGGGUGUCGACGGUAAGCCGGACACCCUGUCACCGACGGUUGAGCCAGCCGGCGACAACGGCACUACCAUAACGGUGCAUCUUUAAACUCCUUAACUCCACUAUUGGAAUUCAGACAAAAAAAACCUGUACAAACCGUUCCUGGUCCUUGUGUGUGUGCGCGUGUAUCUCUGAGUGCAUGACUGCUGUGUGUAUGUUUGUGUGCGUGCGUUUGUUUUAGAGAUUUAGGAUUUAAUGGCCACAUUCGCGUGACUGCUUGUAAGAGUAUAGGGAGCUGAAGAAGAAGAAGAAGAAGAAGAAGCAGGAGAGCGCGUUAUUAUCGAUUACUUUUCAUUACUAAAUUACUAAAUUAAAUAAUGGAUAGUAUUACGCUUAGUUUGUAAUGUCUAUUAUUUUACCUUAUACAAACAGUAAAGAGAAAAAUUAAGAGUUUUGCACGCUUGCAUGUGUAUAAUAAGGCGCCGAAAAAGCAUAUUGUUAGCCAGGCAGAGUAGUAAGUGUGUGUGUGUGUGUGUGUGUGGUAAGGAAAAAAACAUGAAAAAAUACUAAAACAAAAACUAAAAAAGUAUAAAACUACAAGGAAGGGAGCAGGUUGAGGAAAUGCGAGGAAAGGAUAAAUUAAAUUUACAAACAACAACAACAAAAAACAAACACACACACACAAGUAAGGAGCAAAAUAGAAAAUCGGACAGGCAGA
Messenger RNA from Anopheles merus, 7692 nucleotides. RefSeq lists its product as uncharacterized. Bases 891 to 7082 code for a protein of 2063 amino acids. The record is from RefSeq and is a predicted model, not a curated record. Gene Ontology annotation, molecular function: guanyl-nucleotide exchange factor activity. NCBI's taxonomy places the organism in Eukaryota, Metazoa, Arthropoda, Insecta, Diptera, Culicidae. The transcript has 16 exons.